CUCGGUGCGGGGCUCGGUGCGGGAUUCAGUGCGGGGCGGGCAGCGGGGCUCAGUGCGAGGUUUGGGGCUCGGUGCGGGGCUGGCCGGCUCGGCAGCUCCCGGCGGCCGCCCUCCCUGCUGGAGAAACCUGUUGUUUUGGAAGCUGCACAGUGGAGUAACCUCUGCCCCGAGUGAUACGACGAGAAAUCACCCCCUGGCCGGGACCCAAGCAAAACACGGGAUUAACUUUGCCCUGCGCUGGCUUGUCGGGAGGCGGUGAGCGCCGCUGCAGCCGCGCCAGAGCGGAGCCUGCGAGGAUGGGGGCCAGGCUGCUCUGCCUGGGCCUCCUCACGGCCCUCCUCGGCUACUACAUCUACAGCCCGCUGCCCGAGGAGCUGGCCCAGCCCGGCACGGUGAUGCUCGUCUCGGCUGCCCUGAGGGCCCUGGGGCACCUGUCGGAGGCGGCUGAGCUGCUGGGGCUGAUGCACUACAUGGAGGGCUUGAGGCUGUUCACGGCUGUCGAGCUGGUCGCUCCCACAUCCGAUGAAAACGUCACUGUGACAGACACGGAGCUCAGCGGCGUCCCCGUCCGCCUGUUCCUGCCCCGGAGGGCGCCCGGCGGGCUCAGGAGGGCCGUGCUCUACUUCCACGGCGGCGGGUGGUGCCUGGGAGACGCAGGCAUGCACGGCUAUGAUCUCAUGUCACGGCGGACUUCAAACGAGCUGGAUGCUGUCGUGGUGUCAGUCAACUACAGGCUGGCCCCUCCGCACCAUUUCCCUGCCCAGUUUGAAGACGUGUACUCGGUGACCAAGUUCUUCCUGCAGAGCCAGGUCCUGUCCCAGUACGGGGUGGACCCCGCGCGGGUCUGCGUGGCCGGGGACAGCGCCGGGGGCAACCUGGCUGCGGCCGUGGCACAGCAGCUCUCGGAGGACCCUGACGUCAAAACCAAGCUGAGAGCUCAAGUCCUGAUCUACCCGGCUCUGCAGGCGCUGGACCUGGACCUGCCGUCCUACCGCGACAACGCGCACAAGCCGCUGCUGCCGCGGUCGCUGAUGGUGCGCUUCUGGAGCGAGUACCUCAGCUCGGACCCCGCGCUGCGGGAGGCCAUGGCCUCCAACCGCCACGUGCCGCCCGAGGCCGGCCACCUGCUGCCACGUGUCAACUGGAGCCGCUGGCUGCCCGCCGGCAUGCGGGGGGCUCACGCCUACGAGGCCCCGGCCGCGGGCGGCGCGGCGCUGGCCCGGCGCUACCCCGGGCUGCUGGACCCGCGCGCGGCGCCGCUGCUGGCCGGCGAGGCCCGGCUGCGCGGGCUGCCCCCGGCCUUCGUGCUGACCUGCGAGCACGACGUGCUGCGCGACGACGGCGCCAUGUACGCGGGCCGGCUGCGCGCCGCCGGCGUGCCCGUCACCCACCACCACGCCAAGGACGCCUUCCACGGCGCCGUGACCUUCCUGGCCUGGCCGCUGGAGCUGGCCGUGGGCCACCGGCUCUUCAACGCCUGCUUGGACUGGCUGAGGGAGAACCUGUGAGCGGAAAACCGGCCCCGCACGCGCGCCCGGUGUGACUGGAGCCCUGCUGGGUUUUGGCCACGAUUGCCGUCCCCUUUGCAAUUGCGCCGUGCUGGGGCUGCAGCGUUUCCCAUCUUGUCUGGCAGGAAAUCGGUCUGAUGCUAACCCACGCCUUCCUCCAGUGCUGUCAUCUGAACCUCAAACCCCCAGACUGCUAGGACUGCCCCGCGGCUCCUUCUCUGGCCCUGCAGCCUCCGGGAUCUGGCGUCUUGUCUCUGCUGCUGCUCCGUUCUUCCUGCCGCAUCUCCAGUCCGGGGUGCGUGCCCAAGGGCCGGGUGGCUGUGGGCACAGGGACGUGCUCCGUGGCUGCUUUCUUCCCGUCCCCUCUGGCUCCGUGGGACGUGGCAGCAGGGCCCCGCUGCUGCCAGGGCUGAUGGGGUGAAGGGAAGCACCAGGAGGCUGCAAGAGGCUUGGGGCAGCUGCAGGGACCUGCCCAUCGCAGGCUGGGCUGGGGCUGCUGUUCCUGCCCUGCACAGCUUGAGGGAAGCACCUGGAAACCCAGUGGGAUGGCCAAAAAAUUGUGCAAGUGCUUUGGGCUUUGCUUGUUUGUUUGCUUUGGGGGUUUUGUUUAUUUGGGGGUUUUUUGUUGUGGUUUUGUUUGGUUUUUUUUAAGCACGUAUCUUACUCCUACUUCCUUUCUUUAAUCCUUGCACUAGCAGGAAAUAGGGAAUCAAACCAGCCCUGGAUAUUCACUGGAAAAAGGAAGCUGUGAAGGUCCCAGACUUACGAUAACACUGCUGCAUGGUCUGUGCCCUACUUGUCUCUUAAGUCAUGUACUAGGUGUUCUAAUUGUCCUUGAAAUUUUUUAUCAGAUUUCACAUAUGAUUUCUUAAAAGUAGAAUUAGCUUAGUAGCUUUACAGGCUUGGAAAAGAAACAUAGUUUAGCUGGCUGUGUGGAGCAAAUAACCUCUGUGUAAAUGUUUCGUGUGUUAAAUAUAAACCCUAAAACUUUUGACUGAAGCAUGAAUACAAGGGUUGGCUGUUGGUUUAAGUAAAUCAACCACUGGGCAGGUACUUCAUGUAUCCUGCUUUUCUUUUGCAUAAACGGUACUGAAUCUUCAAUAAUUCUGGGCUGUUUCUCCGGAGUGUCUCUGGCCUGUUCAGAGGGAAUGUGUACGGGAUGAUUGCUGUUCUCCAUCUUCAUUCAGUUGAAUAUAAACAUUAAAUUGUUUUUGAUUCCAGUG
This is a messenger RNA of Motacilla alba alba, 2731 nucleotides long. RefSeq names its product arylacetamide deacetylase (gene AADAC). Gene Ontology annotation, cellular component: membrane. The transcript has 5 exons. Lineage: Eukaryota; Metazoa; Chordata; Aves; Passeriformes; Motacillidae. Bases 297 to 1508 code for a protein of 403 amino acids. Gene Ontology annotation, molecular function: carboxylic ester hydrolase activity. The record is from RefSeq and is a predicted model, not a curated record.